Molecule: messenger RNA, 1966 nt
Organism: Pseudopodoces humilis (Tibetan ground-tit)
Lineage: Eukaryota; Metazoa; Chordata; Aves; Passeriformes; Paridae
Gene: CMAS
Product: cytidine monophosphate N-acetylneuraminic acid synthetase
Molecular function (GO): N-acylneuraminate cytidylyltransferase activity
Source: RefSeq, a predicted model, not a curated record
GCGUGGCAGGGCGCGGCGGGAGAGGAGCGGAGCGGGACAGGGACAGAGACACGGGCAUGGAUGCAGGCGAGGGGAGGGCGCAGCCCCAUCUGGCCGCGCUGGUGCUGGCGCGGGGCGGCAGCAAGGGGAUCCCGCUGAAGAACAUCAAGCUGCUGGCGGGGGUGCCGCUCAUCGGCUGGGUGCUGCGCGCUGCCAUCGACGCCGGCGUCUUCCACAGCAUAUGGGUUUCCACAGACCACGAUGAGAUCGAGAAGGUUGCAAAGCAGUUUGGUGCUCAGGUCCAUCGCAGAAGCCCUGAAGUCUCUCAAGACUCCUCAACUUCUCUAGAAGCCAUCACAGAGUUUCUCAAUCAUCAUCGUGAGGUUGAUAUUGUAGGAAAUAUUCAAGCAACAUCUCCCUGUUUGCAUCCCAGUGACCUUAUAAAAGUAGCAGAUCUGAUCCAGAAGGAGGGGUUUGAUUCUGUCUUCUCUGUUGUCAGGCGGCAUCAAUUCAGAUGGAGUGAGGUAAAGAAAGGAGAAAAAAAGAUGACAGAACCCCAAAACCUGAAUCCAGCAAAGCGGUACCGGAGGCAAGACUGGCCUGGGGAGCUCUAUGAAAAUGGCUCAUUUUAUUUUGCCAAGAGACAUCUGAUUGAGAAAGGCUAUUUGCAGGGUGGUAAAAUGGCCUAUUACGAAAUGCGUGCAGAGCACAGUGUGGAUAUUGAUAUAGACAUUGAUUGGCCUAUUGCAGAGCAGAGAGUGUUGAGCUUUGGAUAUUUUGGCAAAGAGCCACUAAAAGAGGUGAAGCUCUUGGUUUGCAGUAUUGAUGGAUGCCUGACCGAUGGUCGCAUUUAUGUGACAGAAGAUCACAAGGAAAUGGUCUCCUACGAUUACAGAGAUACUGUUGGCAUUGAUCUGUUAAAGAAAAGAGGAAUCCAGGUUCGACUCAUCUCUGACAGAGACUGCUCAAAAACACUGUCAGCCAUGCAGCUGGGAUGUGUAGCAAAAGUCAAUGUAACAAAUAAACUGCAGGUUCUGAAGGAUUGGCAGGAAGACAUGGGCUUGAGCUGGAAAGAGGUGGCUUACUUAGGAAAUGAGGAGUCAGAGGUGGAGUGCCUGAAGCAGGCAGGCAUGAGUGGUGUGCCUGCUGAUGCCUGUGCUGCGGCGCAGAAGGCUGCUGGUUACAUCUGUAAGAGCAGAGGUGGCUGUGGAGCUGUGCGGGAGUUUGCAGAACACAUAUUCCUGCUCUUAGAGAAAGUGAACUCUGCAAGGAAGCAACUGGAAGAAAUCAGCUCAGCAGGGAAGGAAAUGGGAAGAAAUGAAAACAGCAGGAAAGGAAAUAAGGAACUGAUGGAAAAGGAGUAAUGCCAUUGGUCAAUCCUGCUUUUCUUCCUCAUUGCAUCCAUAUCCCAAAGGAAUGCUUACCUUUCAAACUUUACAGCACAGUAGAGUAAAAAAGGUGUCUCCCUCUAAUUCCAGGUCUCACAUUCAUGAUUAUAUGCUGAAAAUACGAUCAUCUCCAUGAUGAUUUUAAAAGCCAUUGAAGUGCAAUGGGAGGAAUGCUACAAAAGAGAGUUCCCUGGAAAUCUACUCUUAAUCAUCACACCUGUCCUGCAGGAACGAUGCAUCUUUAUUUCAUAAUCUGAAUGUUUUCAGGGAUCAAUGAUUUUGCAUGACUUGAAGAUUUGUAAUUCAGGCUUAGAAAAACCAAAACUUCUGUCAGUUUUGCUCAUGUGGUUUGCAUUUCUUUUAUGAAAUGCAUGGUGUUGUGGUUGUGGGAUUACAUUUUACAGGCUUUGUCCUUAGCAAGGAAGAGUUUUAACAUAUGCUGGAGAUGUCAGGUUUAAAAUACUAUCAAUAAAACUUCCUUCCCUAUUUUUAAAAUACAACACAAUUACUGUAAAACAAUUUAAUAUUUGUUUAAAAAAGCACUUUAGCAUGUGUUCAGUUUUGAGCUUAUAAAUAAUUAAAUCACAUUUGGAAUUGUG